Mesorhabditis belari is the source of this 1572-nucleotide messenger RNA. Lineage: Eukaryota; Metazoa; Nematoda; Chromadorea; Rhabditida; Rhabditidae. The record is from the annotation of a GenBank genome assembly.
AUGAGCAACACGCAUGUCGAAGCGCCGAUCACCAUCCCCUGGACACCACAUGAUUACCAGCCACUUCCCCGACCGUCGAAUAUGAACGAAUUGACGAAAUUGAUCAUAAAUUCACCCGGUUUGACGAGUCUCCCCUCAAUGCCCACAAUCGGAAAUCUCAACAAUAGCCCCACUUCAGCGUUCAGUCAGCCACCCCAAAACAGUGCCUUUUCACCGCCUUCUCCGUCUCUUCUAUUGGCCGCACUCGCUCAACAACAUUCCCUUGCCAAUUCCACGCCCAAUCUCCCCACCCAGAAUCCGAAUUUCCCGCUCGAUCUCGCCCGAUUCCAACAGCAGUUCCAACUGCAACAAGCUCAACAAGCGAUCCUUCAACAAAUCAUUUCCAAUCAACUCAAUUCUGUUAACAACAAUGGAUCGAGGAGUGCUCCAGCAACUACAACAACAUUCCCCACGCAAUUCCCGUCGAUGAACCCUGCCAUUUUGCAUGCACAGCAAACAAAAGCACAAGGUUUCCCAUUCACAAAUCUGAAUCCACUUCUGGGUUUAAAACCACCGCUUCUCUCAAAUCUCAACAACAUGCCUCCACCGAAAAUGAUUCCACCAAGAACAGUGCUACGAAAGAAUCUAUCGGUCGGACAAAUCGAUUGUCAGUCAACGAUGCCGAAAGAUCAACCCAGAUCGCCGUUCAUUCAAAAUUUGCAAACGAUGAAGACAUUGAUCAAUCAAACGACGCUCAAUGAUCACGUCGAUUUCCCCGGUACUUCGACCGCUCAAACAACGCUCAUCAACAAUAAACCAAAAAGCACAAGCGAUUCGGGCAGAAGUGAUGUGAGAUCGAGAAGCUCAUCCGGAUCAUCGCAUGAAUCUUUUGAAAUGGGUCGAUUACCCACCACGAACUACUAUCCGACGCAUUUCAUGAAGGGCACGAUCAUCGAGUUAGCUGAUGGACGAACGAAGAAGGUAGAAGACAUGAGCUCUGAUGAUUUCCUCAAAUUCGCCGAAAUCUCCAGCUAUUUGACGAUGGAAACGAGUGUUGUUGAGGGAAUCGAACAAAUUGGGCAACUCAUUCGAGUGCAUUUCUUAAUCGGCGAUGAUAAAGCCGAAUGCACACAGGAAUAUCAACCAGAACAUCCAUUUUUCGUUGUCGCACACGGAUGGAGUAGUCAUGAUCCAAGGAAAACGAAAAACACGUAUGGAUUGGAUGCAAGGCAAUUAAUGGUUGGUGAUAUGUGCAUAUCUUUGACACAACGACCAGAUGAUGUGAAUGGAAGAGUGCUUGAGGAGACUGUUUCGAUCAGUGAUGCGAGGAGAUUCGCUGAUCGAGAUGCUAUUGAGAGAAACUCGAGAGACAGGAAACGUCGUCACUCUCUGUCCGAUCAAUCUUCAACAACGGAUUCCGGGAACAAUGAUGUCGUUUCUGGUGGUUCGUCCAGUUCCGGCUCAUCCCCAUUACUCCAUAAAAAAGAUGAAGAAACGGAAAAUGAGCAAAAUGAAGAACAAAGAGAUUGCGGUCAUGGAUCGUCGGUGGAAAAGAAAAUUUGCCACAAUUCCGAAGAAAUUAAUGUCUCAGCU